Molecule: messenger RNA, 333 nt
Organism: Hydatigera taeniaeformis
Lineage: Eukaryota; Metazoa; Platyhelminthes; Cestoda; Cyclophyllidea; Taeniidae
Source: the annotation of a GenBank genome assembly
AUGCCAAUAAUUGUUGAAGGGAACGAGGAGUUGGAGAAUCACACCGUUGAGAGAGUGGAGGCAAGCAUGGAUAACACCCCUAAUGGCGGUUCUGGUGCCUCUUCCACUGCUGCUGUCACCGCUGCGAAUGACACCUUUGCCAUGGUCAUCCACCAUCAGGGCACGUCAGACAUUGCCAUGGUUUCAGGACACGCUUCUUCCUUUGAAGAAACGGAAAUUUUUGUGCAGCCAGUAAAGGAGGAAUCAGUGAGUAAUGCGUUUUACCCCUAUGCUUGGGUACGUAUGUUAAAUCAGUCGGCCGUCACCAUAUCUCAGCAGAUUGUGGGUUUGUAG